This is a messenger RNA of Acytostelium subglobosum LB1, 1200 nucleotides long. RefSeq lists its product as hypothetical. NCBI's taxonomy places the organism in Eukaryota, Evosea, Eumycetozoa, Acytosteliales, Acytosteliaceae. Gene Ontology annotation, molecular function: sulfotransferase activity. The coding region runs from base 1 to 1200 and encodes 399 amino acids. The record is from RefSeq and is a predicted model, not a curated record. The transcript has 2 exons.
AUGGAUCAACUCAUUCAACAAUCUCAACAACUGGCCAAACAGAUGGAGAACAUUGACCCUUCAACACCAACCCCAACAUCACCAACUACAACUACAACAACUACAACUAAUGUAAAUGUCAAUGGCAGCUGUAGUGUUAGAGACUUUAGUGGAAUUGCUUGGAAGACAGAGGGACUACAUAUGCCAAUAGAGACAGAGAUAGGUGUACAGGCACGACUGGCCAAGUCUCGUAGACUCAAUCCAAAUGCUUGCUUCCCCGUCGAGAACAAGGUCAUGUGUCUACCAAACUAUAUUAUAAUUGGCUCGAUGAAGGCUGGCACCACCUUCCUCGACUACUACCUCCAACAACAUCCACUGAUGGCCAAGCACACCAAGAAGGAGAUAUGGUUCUUCAACAGUUACUAUAGCAAGGGUAUCAAGUGGUACGUCGAGCACUUUGAGCCGGUCAUUGGUAACGCCCAGACCAAGGUGAUUGGCGAAGCGACGCCAUUCUACAUCAACCAUCCAUUCACGCCCGAGAGAAUGUACAGCACGCUCAAGGACGUUAAGCUGAUACUUUUGAUGCGCGACCCAGUGGAGCGAGUGCUCAGCCAGUACUACUUCUCGAUAAAAUGGAUCGAGAAGAACAACCCCAAGAUGAUGAAGCCCAAGCCGUUCAAGGAUAUGAUCUACGAGGAGGCCGACGUAAUAGAGACGUGCGUGCGAGGCAAUCAGCGAUUCCUUGAGCAAGUGGCACAGUAUGAGCGCGACCAUCCUGGCGCCGCCAUCCCAGACGACUGGAUCAAUCCAUUCUUUGUAUUCCACUCGUCCAAGAACUGGACCUUUUACAAAGAUUGCAAACAAUGUGAUCGAUGCUUCCCCACUGGCAACGUGAUGCACAUGUCUGGACAUCCAACAUUUGGCAUGUUGGCCAAAUCACUCUACUAUGACCAAAUCGAUCAAUGGCUCAAGUACUAUCCGUUGGAUCAAUUCCUAUUUGUAAGAUAUGAAGACAUAAAGUCUUAUCCAGAGAAUGUAUUGAGAGAAGUUGAACAAUUCUUGGAGUUGCCACCUUAUGAUUAUGGAGACUUUGCACCAAAGAAUGUAGUGCCACAUGAACCGAUGGAUGAGGAUAUUAGAGAAUUCCUUGUUGACUACUUUAGACCACAUAAUGAGAAGCUAUACCGAACACUUAACAGAGACUUUGAAUGGUCCACUUAA